Messenger RNA from Penicillium nucicola, 1467 nucleotides. Its product is annotated as transcriptional regulator family TF. Lineage: Eukaryota; Fungi; Ascomycota; Eurotiomycetes; Eurotiales; Aspergillaceae. The record is from RefSeq and is a predicted model, not a curated record. Bases 1 to 1467 code for a protein of 488 amino acids. The transcript has 2 exons. Gene Ontology annotation, biological process: regulation of transcription by RNA polymerase II. Gene Ontology annotation, molecular function: DNA-binding transcription activator activity, RNA polymerase II-specific.
AUGCCUCCGACCUCAGUAGAUGGGCUCACUCCACCCGAGCUAUUACAUUAUCUGCCUGCAUAUCGGGUAUUGAUCUGUCGACGUUGCAGCUACGCUAUCCAGCCUGGUGCAGUCGCUCGCCAUCUCAAGGAAAUCCACCAUCUUCAUCAUUUGUCGCGUCGAGCAUUCAUCGACUAUGCCUCUAGAUUUGAACUAACCCAAGCCGUUGAUGUUGUCUUGCCCGAUGAAACCCAGUUCCCAGUGCCUUUACUGCCCAUACAAAACGGGCUAGCUUGUUCCUUUGCCCGCUGCGCCCAUCUUUGUAUUACAACUAAGCGCAUGAAGCAACACUGGAUGACUGUUCACCACAUCGCAGCCUCUGAUAACGGACGUUUCUGGGACCCAGUGCCAUUGCAGAGCUUUUUCCGGGGAAAUGCCUUCCGCUACUUUACCAACCCAGCGUUGUUGAUGUCGUCGUCAUCAUCUGCCAAUUCCGAUGGGCUAACGAGUACUACUAUCACAACUCCGGCUUCAAGUUUGAAUCACGGAGAAUCAAUUUUCUCACAAAUGUUGAUCACAACCGACGCAGGAUUACUCGAUCAUUACGGGAACCAUACCUACAAAACCCUCUCAUGCGGCCCGGAGACAGAUGAUGCAUUUCGAAUCAUUAUUCCCCAGCUAGGAACGCAAUUUCCCUUCUUACUUCAUGGCAUCUUGUCCUGUGCCGCCCUCCACCUUGCUUUUAUCGACCCACCCAAUCGUGUAUAUUACACAAUCCAGUCAAUUCGGCACCAAAACCAGGCAGUUCCGGCAUUCCGAUGGGCAACUAUGCACGUGGACAGUAAUAAUAGCCAGGCGGUGCUGGCUUUUGCAUUCUUCCUCGUCGUCUACGCCCUAGGCUCUCAAUCCAACGACCAACCCUUGUUUCUUAGCAAUGAUGACAACCCAGAAGACGCGCCUUUAUCAAACUGGAUCGAGAUACUGCGCAACGGUUGCUCCAUGCUCUGUCCCGUCUGGACAGAACUCACUACUGGUCCCUUGGCACCCUUUACGACCCUUUGGCAAGAUGAUCUCGGCGUCACUACCAACCCCAACGACCCGCUACUAAUUACUCUACUCUCUAUCACACCAGAUCAUGAAUCGGAAUCUGCUGAAUGCUUUAUAUACCGCGAUUCGGCUGUUAAAUUGGCAAACGCUUUUUCAUUUAUCAAGAAUUGUGGACCGUCGCCGAGUAUUUGGGAUGCUCUUAAUUCAUGGCCAAUGCGUGUUUUGCCUGAUUACCUGGCUUUAUUGAAACAGAACAACCCUGGUGCUUUACUGCUAUUGUCAUACUAUGCUGUCCUUCUACAGCCACUUAGGGGAGAAUGGUUUCUGGAAGGUCGUGUCAUAAGAUUGGUAGAUGAAAUCGCACAACGAUUAAGGGGGAAUUGCUCGGCACAAAUCUGGGAGGUGUUUUCUAUGAUGCAGGAGGAAUAUUUUUUAUACUGA